AUGGGCCCACCAAGUCGCUAUAAUCUUUAUUCCACUUCGCGGUCUCGCACUCAAUCCUCCCAGGAUUGUGUCCCGGCAGAAAAUGAGAUCGACACAGCUUCUCUUUCCAACGCUGAACUUGCAAAGCAUUACUUAAAGUCAUUCGCGACUGCCGCCACACCGGAGGAAUUCGCUUCAAGAGCAGAUGCUGUGCUUUCGAGGAGUGUCAACAUCACAAUCAACGGCUCACACCUUUCACGAGCUCUGUACGCACAGCAAUGGGGAGCUUCCUUUGGAGCAACUGGGAGGAUAUUCUUUAAUGGUGUACUUGAGACACCGAACGUUACAAUACCCACGCUGCGUAACGCCGCUCUUGUCGGCAUCUUAUACGAGGCGACAUUCACCACGCCCACUGAUCGCCUGGGCGCUGUCCAUGGGUCGGCUCAACAAGUAACGAUCUCGGUUUCAUCCACAAUAAAUCUUACAAUCGCCGAGGACAAAACACUUCCGUCUUCUUGCAGAGAUCGUAGACGCAUCGUUUCCGUAAACCAGGCACUUGUAGACAAAGAUGGAUUCCUAGUCUUCCCUUUGCGCGACCUAUGACACCUACAUUGUCAUCAUGUAUAACAAUUUCAAGAAUUAAUUGGAUUUCGCCGGGCCACAUUGGAACAUGUCUCUUGGGCUUAAACUAGUGUAUGCAACCGUGAAUCAACUCUGAUUUGCCAGUUAAUGCAUUUCUUUUCAUGUACAACGCUUUGAGAAU
Messenger RNA from Fomitiporia mediterranea MF3/22, 742 nucleotides. RefSeq lists its product as uncharacterized. The transcript is spliced from 3 exons. Lineage: Eukaryota; Fungi; Basidiomycota; Agaricomycetes; Hymenochaetales; Hymenochaetaceae. Bases 1 to 582 code for a protein of 193 amino acids. The record is from RefSeq and is a predicted model, not a curated record.